Gopherus flavomarginatus (Mexican gopher tortoise) is the source of this 9828-nucleotide messenger RNA. It is a transcript of the gene NCAM2, whose product is annotated as neural cell adhesion molecule 2. Gene Ontology annotation, cellular component: membrane. The transcript has 18 exons. The coding region runs from base 142 to 2652 and encodes 836 amino acids. Gene Ontology annotation, molecular function: protein binding. Lineage: Eukaryota; Metazoa; Chordata; Testudines; Testudinidae. The record is from RefSeq and is a predicted model, not a curated record. Gene Ontology annotation, biological process: cell adhesion.
GCGGCGCUGGCAGUCACUUGGCGAGCGGCGCUGCCCGGGCUGUGCGUGCGAGCCGGGAGCUGCGGCCAGAGCGGCGGCGGCUGCGUUUUCCUGCGCCCGGCAUCUAACUUGGGAACUGUCCACCAGCGUGAGCUCCUGAACAUGAACCGCCUCUCUCUCUACCUGCUCGGAUUGCUCCUCAGUAGCGGGCAAGCUCUUCUUCAAGUGACAAUUUCACUUAGCAAAGUAGAGCUUAGUGUGGGCGAAUCCAAAUUCUUCACAUGCACAGCGAUUGGUGAGCCAGACAGUAUAGACUGGUACAAUCCACAAGGAGAGAAGAUUGCAUCUAGUCAAAGAGUGGUCAUUCAAAAAGAAGGUGUUAGAUCACGGCUCACCAUUUACAAUGCAAAUGUAGAAGAUGCUGGGAUAUAUCGGUGUCAAGCAACUGAUACAAAAGGACAGACUCAAGAAGCUACUGUUGUUUUGGAAAUUUAUCAGAAGCUCACUUUCCGAGACAUCAUAACCCCACAAGAAUUUAGACAAGGAGAAGAUGCUGAAGUGGUUUGCCAUGUUACUAGUUCACCUGCACCUGUUGUCAGCUGGUUGUAUCGAAAUGAGGAAGUCACAACUAUUGCUGACAAUCGAUUUGUGAUGUUAUCAAACAACAAUCUCCAAAUUCUUAAUAUCAAUAAAAGUGAUGAAGGAAUAUAUAGAUGUGAAGGAAGAGUGGAAGCUAGAGGAGAAAUCGACUUUCGGGAUAUCACAGUUAUUGUCAACGUUCCUCCAGCAAUUACUUUUCUACAGAAGUCCUUUAAUGCUACAGCAGAUCGGGGAGAGGCAGUUACUUUAUUCUGUAGAGCCACGGGCUCUCCUGAACCUGAAAUCAGCUGGCAUAGGAAUGGCAAACUUAUUGAUGAAAGUGAAAAAUAUAUUUUGAGAGGAAGCAAUACAGAAUUAACAAUCAGAGAUAUAAAAAAUUUUGAUGCAGGUCCUUAUGUUUGUGGAGCAAAAAAUAAAGCUGGAAAUGAUAAAAAGCAGACAUUCCUCCAAGUUUUUGUACAGCCUCAGAUAAUACAUCUUAAAAAUGAAACCACAUUUGAAAAUGGUCAAACAACACUGAUAUGUGAGGCAGAAGGAGAACCUGUCCCAGAAAUUACUUGGAAAAGAGCCAUCGAUGGAAUAACUUUUUCUGAAGGUGACAAGAGCCCAGAUGGCCGUAUAGAAGUCAAAGGGCGGCAUGGAACAUCGUCACUGCAUAUUAAAGAUGUGAAGUUGUCAGAUUCAGGGAGAUAUGACUGUGAAGCUGCAAGUAGAAUUGGUGGGCAUCAAAAGAGCAUGUACCUUGAUAUUGAAUAUGCUCCAACAUUUGUGUCAAAUCAAACCUUGUAUUAUUCUUGGGAAGGCAAUCCUAUCAAUAUAAGUUGUGAAGUACUAUCUAAUCCUGUAGCUUCAGUUCACUGGAGAAGAGGAAAAUUAGUUUUACCUGCAAAAAAUACUACCCAUGUGAAGACUUACAGUGCAGGAAGAAAGCUGAUAUUAGAGAUUGCUCCCACAUCUGACAAUGAUUUUGGGCGAUAUAACUGCACAGCUACUAACAGAAUAGGAACAAGACAUCAGGAAUAUACUCUUGGGCAAGCUGAUGUGCCAUCCAGUCCCUACGGAGUAAGAAUUAUAGAGUUGUCACAGACUAUUGCCAAGGUCUCUUUCAAUAAGCCAGAUUCACAUGGAGGUGUGCCCAUUCAUCAUUACCAAGUGGAUGUGAAAGAAGUUGCUUCAGAAACUUGGAAAGUAGUCCGCUCCCAUGGAGUUCAAACAAUGGUUAUUCUUAGCAAUCUGGAACCGAACACAACCUAUGAAAUCAAGGUUGCAGCUGUAAAUGGAAAAGGACAAGGAGAGUAUAGCAAAAUUGAGAUCUUUCAGACCUUACCCGUUCGUGAGCCAAGCCCUCCAUCAAUUCAUGGACAGCCAGGCAGUGGAAAGAGCUUUAAACUCAGUAUAACUAAACAAGAUGAUGGAGGAGCCCCCAUAUUGGAAUAUAUCGUGAAAUACAGAAGUAAAGAUAAGGAAGACCAGUGGCUAGAGAAAAAAGUACAGGGUAGCAGAGACCACAUAAUCUUAGAGCAUCUGCAGUGGACCAUGGGUUAUGAAGUGCAAAUUACUGCUGCCAAUAGGCUGGGUUAUUCCGAACCAACAUUGUAUGAGUUCAGCAUGCCACCAAAGCCCAACAUUAUUACUGAUACUCUUUUUAAUGGCCUGGGGCUCGGUGCAGUCAUUGGCCUAGGAGUAGCAGCCCUUUUGUUAAUCCUUGUUGUGACUGACGUCAGCUGCUUCUUUGUACGACAAUGUGGAUUGCUAAUGUGCAUCACUAGGAGAAUUUGUGGGAAAAAGAGUGGUUCCAGUGGAAAGAGUAAAGAACUAGAAGAAGGAAAAGCUGCAUACCUGAAAGAUGGAUCAAAAGAGCCAAUAGUGGAAAUGAGAACAGAGGAUGAAAGAAUUACCAAUCAUGAAGAUGGGAGUCCAGUAAAUGAGCCAAAUGAAACAACACCACUCACAGAACCUGAGAAACUGCCCCUAAAAGAAGAAAAUGGGAAAGAAGCUUUAAAUCCAGAAACUAUAGAAAUCAAAGUUUCUAAUGACAUCAUUCAGUCAAAAGAAGAUGAUAGCAAAGCAUAAAAGGAUGACUACAGCUGUCCAAAAAAAGUAUUUGGAUUGGAGUAACCCCGUGACCAAAACUCUACAGCUGACCUUAAUUUCUUGGGCAAUUUAAGCUUGGAAUAGUUAGUACACGUGUACAUAUGAUCAAACAACUUCUGUCUACAGUACCUCUCUAUUUUGUUUUGUUAAUGUUUUAGUAUAUAGUCCUGGAUGACCACAGUCCCUUGGUAUCAAUUUGAAUCUACAGAAAGUACUGUAAUUUGUUAUAUUACAAAGGUGAUCUAUUUAUAAAACCACUUUUACCAAGCUACCCCCAGCCACAGACAAUACAACAAAUAGCUCCAUAUCCUACAAAGCAAGCUAAACACAUGACAGAAAGUGCCAUAUACGCCUGUGUUUGUUUCAAUUGGUAAUAGAGCAAAAGAUUUAGGUGGCCUUUAAAAGGAGAAGGGGAAAAAAUCAAUCUCAGUAUGAAACUUGAGACAGAGGGCUGGCAAAGGUUGAAUAGCCACCGUGGCUGUGUUUUGUCAUUUGACAGAAAAUAGAAAGACUGACUAUUAGAUAGUGACAGACCUGCACAUUGGUUUUAAAAUAUAGUGCAAGGUUAAUAAACACGAUGUACACAUUUAAAACAGAAAUGGUUGAAUAUUUUGCAGGAAAAUAAUGGUCUCGUCUGAACUAUAUGAGUGUUUGAAAGGCAACUAGAUUUUCAGAUAUUCUGUGUUAAUGUUUGGGAGACUGUAUGUGAACUAAAAUGUGGAAACGUUUUUUUGUGUGAAAAGAAAACUGAUUUCUGAUAAUAGCUUUUGGCUUCAAGUGAAAUCUUAAAAUAAACAUGAGCUCAAAUUAGUUGCCUCCAUGUACUUAUAGAUAUAUAUCAUUUCUUCUUUGUUUGAACCACCUAGUCAUGGAAUAAAGUGUUGCAUUUUAGUAUAACAAAGAAAUUGUUCACCCCAAUCCAGUAGCAUGUUGUUAAACAGUUGUCCUUAACACAGCACUUGUUUGUAGCAUAGAAAUAAUAAUUGCAUAUCCUUUAUAUUAUAAAAAAAAUCAAGAAAGGAGGAAAAGAAGAACUUUGACUAAAUGGUUAAGAACAUUAUAAAAUUAUUAAAUUUGCAGUAUCCAAUAGUCUAAAUAUUUUUAAGCUGCGCAGUCUCCAAGACAAUCACUGUUACUUAUGCUGGGUGUGAUAGCUAUAAACUAUUAUGAUCAGAUAAUCUACUUCCUUUGGUGAAAAAUUAAUCAUCCUCUGUUGACAAUUGAUUUUACAUUAUUACCAAUUAGAGGAAUAACAUUCUGUUCCCAGUCCAGCCCUCAGUAUCCAUCAUCUCCUAUAAUAAUCAAGCCCUGACUUUGGAAGAGGCAGACAUAGUCAGCAAAUGACCACUAACUGAAAUAUCUACUCUUCAGGGGCAAGUUGUGGAUCAUCCCAUAGUAGAACUGCUCCCGAAGGUUUAACUCUACUCAGUGGAGUGACACCCACUUAACUCACAUCUAAAUUUGGUUCAUAGCCAUAGUAUGCAACUUCUAAUUGACAUGGGAUCAUCAUGGCCAGGCAGAUGACUUUGUGGUCAACUUGGAUAAAAAAAAAUGUGGGAAAUUACCUGUAUAUUGGGAGAAUGAUUAUUUAGCCUCCCUACUGGUCUCAUCACUAAUGUUUUUAGUGGAGCUCCUGCUGUAGAUGUGUUGAAAUUCAUGGCCUCUGGCUUCCUUUCCUUGGGUUGCUUCUAAAAUGACAUAUUAGUCAAGAAGAAACCAACAAUUUUGCGAUUUUUUUUCUUUAAAAUCCUUCUUGGCCAUCACUUAGGGAACAAUGCACAAUGAGUCAAGAUGUCAGGGCAGAUGGCGGUAUGGUUGGGAAAAUAGGUUAAAACAGACUCAUGAGACAAGAAUGGAGUAGUGGAGGUAGCACUGGAAUAUGGAAGCUGUGAGAGAUGAUCUAUGAUUCUGUUGCACGUCUGUCACUUAUAAUGCUUAGCCAAUGCCUCUGGGUUAAGCUAAGCUGAAGAGGUGGCUCCUCAGAAGCCUGCCUUGUUGCUCCCAUGCACUGAGCAGGUAGCAGCACAAUCAGCCUGCUAAUUUUGUCCUCAGUUUCUUUGUGGAACUGAGUAGUCACUGAAAAUCCUUAGUAAAGUGAAUGGGGCUGGCUCCUAGUCUGUAAUUGACAGAGCCUCUCCCCAUACAGAGUACUUACUUCUCCCACUGGCAAAAAUGCUCAGAGCCAGAGUCCUUUUCAGCUGAAGCCCUUUUUUAUGUGAGUGUGUAACCAACCAGUGUCCUGGACCAUUCAGAUAGCUUGAGGUAAAGGGAGAGGAAACACCAGGUUCGAGCAAUUGUAGGAGAAUAGGCUGUUGGGGCUCAAGCAUCAAGGGCUGGGGCAGGGAGGAAAAUAGUCAUUUAAUCCUCUUGGUGGGACAUCAUCCGUGUAUUCCACCUUCUCUACUGUCACCUUCCCCAACAGUAGUUUCUCCAGGCUCAUCAAGGAAGUAGGAAACUCCAUUCCCUUCAUGUUUCUGCCAUUAGAGUGUCAGAUCCCAUCACUCUUAGUCAUGCUAAGUAAAACCUCACUAUGCAAAUAUUCCGGUGUGAAACCAGUGGGAUGAUUCACGCAAUAAGGGACCUUUGCACUGUAAGCAAAGAUGACAGAAUCCAGGUCAGACUAUAGUUGCAUGCCAAGGGUUAUUUCCCCCUGAAUCUUGUACGUGGCUUCUAUGGCUGCAAAGCCCCAGAUGUUUCCUUGGUCCUUCGUCUGUAGAGACAAAUUUUGCUUGGAUCUGGAUCUAAACUGGGGGGGAGAGAAGUAAGGGGGGAAAAACAAGUGCAAAGGGAUUUGAAAAUCUAAAAGGCCUGUACAGCAUGUUUAUUAUUUCUAUGAUUGUACAACUCUUUAAAAGUGAAAAAAAAAAAACAACCUACAAGUCUAUUUUGUUAUUCAAUAUAUUAAUGGGAGCAAAAGCAUGUCUCAGUACACUACAUUACAAAACUGGUAUUCCCAGAAAUAUUUAUUUUUCCUGAAGUUAUGUCUCUUGCCCGGGAUACUGUGUGAUGGUCUGAGCAUCAGAUGGAGCUAAAUUAGUGAUAGACUAUUCCAAGUGUACUCUUUGAUUUGAAGAUUAAUAGGUUUUCUCUUGCUCUUGUCACUGAUGCCAUGCAGGAGAAAUGCAAAAUUAUAACUGUUUUUUUACAUUAUGAAAGAAUGCGCCAAAAUAUCUCUCUUUGCUAAUGUUUCCAAAUGAGGGACAGCUUGUAGUUUAAAUUGUAAGAUAUGUGUAGAACUGGAAUAACAGCCUUUCUUUGUUUUUCCUUCUUAUUAUAGACUGAAAACAUACCUGUAUAAAUGUCACUUUUACUGUCUGAAAAUAAUUUUAAGUGUUAGUAUGAAAUGUCAGAAGAGUUGACUGAAUAUAACUAUUGGUAAAAGUAACCUGAAUUGUUACACUGCUUUAGUUUGGGGAAGGAGGCCAAGAAGUCACUUAAAUUUUUGACAGUUCUUGGCAGGUUACAUGAAAAAUGGCAAAGACAAUCUCUGUUCAACAACAGAUAAAGAGAAAAAGAGUUAAAACUGCUUGGAUUUUUUUUUUAAGUAGGAGAUUCAUUUUGAUUUACCACAGUAUUUUUAAAAAAAAAUUAUUUGCAAUUAAAUUGUUGCAAUUUAUUCUAAAAAUAUAUGAUGGAGAGUAUUUUUGUUGUCCCUUCCCCCUCACCCCCAGUGAUUUAUUGUUUUUUGUGGGGAGCCAGAAAUAUUUACUAUUUUGUUGAUGCUAAUGCCUGAGUGACAAAGCUUAAUUUAUUUAGGCCCUAACCUUGCAAGCUAUGUUGCAGGGUGGGCAGACCCUCCACCCAUGCAGCACCCCAUUGACUUCGGUAAGGAUGUGCAUAGGCAAAAGGUUCUACUUGCUUGGAACAGUUUGUGAGAUCAGGGCCUUGUUUUUAUCUUCUUCAUAGAUAUGUAGAACUUUAGCAUACAAUGACAGUCAUGUAGACAGGCUGUUUUGACAACAGUUCAUGGCAUAGUAAAUUCAGCUUGACACCUUCAAUCUUUGAACUGAUGUUUAUCUGAAAAGUGGCUUUCUUUUCAUGAUGGUAAUGAAAUUGAUCAAGUCCUUAUUCAUUUAAGUGCCAAUCAUUGAACUGUAGUAUUACAAUCAUGUCAUUUUUUCCAUUUCUUAGAGCAGAUAAUCAAGAUGUAUUUGUGCCUUUGAAUAGCAUGCCACUCUGCUUUAUUUAAAGAAAACAAAAAACAAAAAAAACCCCUUCUUCAAUAAUUUGCCUACUAAUCCUGUUUAGAAGAUGUGAAAUCUUUACAUUGAUAUCGUUUCCUCCUCAGAAAUGUAAAAUGUAUCUAAGUUAAGCUGUCAAUCAUAUUUUUCAAUUCACUUUAAUAUUUAAAACCCUAAGCCUGUAAAAGAUUUGAACAGAUAGCACGUUUGUUCCAAUUUGCGGGAGCCAUUGUUAAAUGUUUUUGCUGUAGGUAGAGAAUGGUGUGUUCAGGAUUUAGGUAGGAAAAGGCAUUGCCUUGUGUGGGGGUACUUGGACCAAAUGCCUCAAGUUGAAGCUUUUUUUGGAGAUUCAUCUAGGGAUCCUCCACACAGUUAUUAGUCCUCCUAUUCUCUCUAAAAUGUUCACAACCACUUUCGGUUUUGAAAGGAACCCUGGAAUCUCUUCCCACUGUUUUACUUUGAGUAAAACCAUUGUGAAAGUUACCUGCAGAAAUAUUCAUGGCUUCACUGUCUCUGUUAUAGCGGUCCCUGGAACUAACUUAUUUAGAGUAUUUGCUAGAGGUAUUGGGUAAAAUUCACUCCUGUGUAGAAAACCACCAUGAGGCCUAAGUACUAUAUAUGCCCACAGACCCAAAUAUUGCAAGUUGACCUGCAGGGAUGUGGAGGGAAAUCCCUGUGUAGAAACCCACUGAGUGAAAUCAUGGCUUUAAAGAAGUUAAUGAUAAAAAUACAAUUGACUUCAGUGGGGGCCAGGAUUUUAUCUAUUGACUUCAAUGGGUUCCACAUGUGCUCAAGGAUCUUCCCACUUGAAUCACCUUGGAGAAUCAGAAGUGACGGUGUGUCUAUACUGCAAUUAAUAACCCCCAUGGCUGGCCUAUGCCAGUUAACUCGGGCUUGCAGGACUUGGAGUAAGGGACUGUUUAAUGGCAGUGUAGAUCAUAGAAUCACAGGACUGGAAGGGACCUCGAGAGGUCAUCUAAUCCAGUUCCUUGCAUUCAUGGCAGGACUAACUAUUAUCUAGACCAAGGUUUUUGUCUAACCUGCUUUUAAAAAUCUCUAAUGAUUGGGAUUCCACAACCUGGGCAGUUUAUUCCAGUGCUUAACCACCCUGAGCGAAAGUUUUUCCUAAUGUCCAACUUAAACAUCCCUUGCUUUAAUUUAAGCCCAUUGCUUCUUGUCCUUGUCAGAGGUUAAGGAGAAUACUUUUUCUCUCUCCUGCUUGUGACAACCUUUUAUGUUCUUAAAAACUGUUGUUAUGUCCCGUCUCAGUCUUCCCUUGUUCGGGCUUGAGCUGGAGUCUGGGCUCUAGGACCCUGGGAAAGGGGAGAGUCCCAGUCAUGUCUACACUGCAAGCUCCUUAGCCUGAGCCCUGUGAGACAGAGUCAACUGGCACAGUCCAGCCACAGGUAUCUGAUUACAGUGUAGACACACCAUUAGGACACACAUGUGGUAUAUCAGCCUUGUACUGCCUCUCUUCACAGGGGAUAUUUUCUUUAUUAGGGUUUAGUACUGAUCUCAGAAUUGCAUCACAAUUUUGUCCCAUACCUUAGCAUAUUUCAAAGUUAGUAAGGAGAUGAAGAAAUGUUUCCCUCUGAAUAACAAAUGGUGAUUACCUAACCUUUGAAUAAAGGUAAAAGAUGUAUUCGGAGGAAGUAGGGGUUAAAACUCAGUUUGGUUUGCUGCAGACAGCGGCAGAGCUUAGUGGAAAACUACCAUGGUUAAGUCAAUAUUUCUGUUUUGUUUUUGUUUUUUAACAGCCCGUUGAAGAAAAAAAAAGUCCCUUCACACUUCACUGCAAUAUUUUUCAAAUAAUAAUAUAAUUUUAAGGAAGCACCUAAUCAAAUUGGUUGCUUUUGGAAAACCACCAAGUUUUAAGGGAUUUGCAGAAUUUCCACCGUACAUGUAAAUGAGCAAUUGAUGCAAGAUUUGAUUUGGGCUUGAUACAAACUGGAGUCUUUCCACUUACUGCAAUGUGUUUUGGAUCAGGCACUUUAAAGAUCAUACUUUAUCAAUGUAUUUUUCCUCUUAAAAGACAUUGUGAGCCCAGUGUUGUUUGACUUUCCAACUUGGAUUGGCCUUUUCUAGCCCAGGAUAAUGAAAUCAAUAUGGUCUGCCAAAUUCAUAUUGACAGAUUUUAAAUCAGAGUUCAGAUUGGAGACAUGGCAGGAGGACCUGAUGCAAUGCAAGAAAGCUGACAAAAAUAAGGAAAGCCAGAAAAGGGAGAACGGGUGUAAAGGAUUGAGCAAUCUAGAAGAGGGGCAGCUGCUAAGAUGGUAGGUUGCAGCUAGAUAAGGUGGUGGCAGAGAAACUGACCUGUUAAACCAGAAGAGGUCUCUGGAGAGGUUAGCCUGAAUUGGGUGUUUUGAACUGUGAACGCUACCAAAGGGAGAACAUUAGCCUAGAUAGACGCUAUAAUUCUACCAUGUAAUUAGGCUAUAUUUAAAAAAUAAAGAAAACUGUGGGUGGGAGUGGGGGAGAAUAAUCCCUCAGAAUGUAUAUAAAUAGGUACAAAAAAUAAAGCAGAACACUUUACUUCUUCAGGAAAUAUUAUUGCUAAUGGUAUAGAGUUCUCACUACAAAUAUGUACAUUAUUUCGACAAGACUUAAAAAAGAUAGCUUUCCUGCUACAAUGAGCACUUGGUAUGUAUUUUGUAUGCUGUGUACAAACUAAGGGAUACCAUAUAUUGUUUUUGUUAUUCCACACGUCGUCAACAGCCCACUUAUGGUAUAUACCACCUGAAUUAUGUAUUAUGCGUUAGCUACCACUGGGGCUAGUUUGUUUAUUGUUUCAAAAUCUUAUUUCCCUCUGAAAUGCUGUAUAUAUAUCUAAACUGUAAAAAUAAUAAUAAUAAUAAUACUGCAAAUGCUGAAGUUUUGUAUUUAUGAAAGACAUAGAAAGUAUGGCUUAAAGUAUAUCAAUUAUUUGUCACUCUUCACCAUUUGUAUAUUAAUAGUAAAGAUACUUUUACUUUCA